Numida meleagris (helmeted guineafowl) is the source of this 1714-nucleotide messenger RNA. Its product is annotated as nucleolar RNA helicase 2-like. The record is from RefSeq and is a predicted model, not a curated record. NCBI's taxonomy places the organism in Eukaryota, Metazoa, Chordata, Aves, Galliformes, Numididae. Gene Ontology annotation, molecular function: RNA binding; helicase activity; ATP binding.
CUCGAGGUGUAAAAUACCUGUUUCCUGUGCAAGUGAAGACUUUUCAGCCCAUAUAUGAUGGCAAAGACCUAAUUGCUCAAGCUCGGACAGGAACUGGGAAAACCUUUUCUUUUGCUAUUCCGCUGACUGAAAAACUUCAGAGCAUUUCACAAGAUGAGAGAAGAGGUCGUUCACCAAAGGUGCUGGUUCUGGUUCCAACGAGGGAACUGGCCAUUCAGGUCGCCAGGGACUUCAAGAAUCUCACAAGGAAACUCUCAGUGGCAUGUUUUUAUGGAGGAACACCGUAUAAAGCACAGUUUGAUCUCCUUAAAAGUGGCAUUGAUAUUCUCGUGGGAACUCCUGGACGGAUCAAAGACCACAUUCAGAAUAGCAAGCUGGACCUUUCCAGUGUGAAGCAUGUUGUUUUGGAUGAAGUUGAUCACAUGUUAGACAUGGGCUUUGCUGAACAAGUAGAAGAAAUCUUAGGAUUUGCUUAUAAAAAAGGUUCUGAGAACAACCCUCAGACAUUGCUGUUUUCUGCAACUUGUCCACGUUGGGUAUACGAUGUGGCAAAAAAAUACAUGAAAGAUGAGUAUGAACAGGUAGACCUGAUUGGAAAGAAGACUCAGAGGACUGCCACGACUGUGGAACACUUGGCUAUACAGUGUCGCUCGUCUCAGAGAGCAGAAGUUCUUGGGGAUAUCAUUCAAGUUUACAGUGGAAGCCAUGGGCGGACGAUUGUCUUCUGUGAGACAAAAAAGGAAGCAAAUGAGUUGGCUUUGAAUUCUGCGCUCAAACAGGAAGCCCAGUCAUUGCAUGGUGACAUUCCACAGAAGCAGAGAGAAGUUACACUAAAAGGCUUCAGAAAUGGUGUGUUUGAGGUUCUGAUUGCAACCAAUGUAGCUGCCCGUGGCUUGGAUAUUCCUGAAGUCGACCUCGUUAUACAGUGCUCACCACCAAAAGAUGUUGAUUCCUACAUCCAUCGUUCUGGACGCACAGGUCGAGCUGGCCGGACAGGGAUCUGUAUCUGUUUCUACCAGAGGAGAGAAGAAGACCUUCUGAAGCAGGUUGAGCAGAAAGCGGGGAUUACGUUUAGGCGUAUAGGUGUUCCGUCUGCUACAGAUAUAAUUAAAGCUUCAAGUGAUGAUGCUAAGAAGUGUUUAGAUGCCAUUCCUCCUUCUGCGAUUGACUACUUCAGGCAGUCGGCUCGAGAGCUCAUAGAGGAGAAAGGGGCAGUUGAUGCCCUGGCAGCAGCUCUAGCCCAUAUUUCUGGGGCGUCUUCCAUACAGCAGCGCUCCUUACUCAACUCAACUGCGGGCUUUGUGACCAUGGUAUUACAGUGCUCGAUAGAGAUGCGUUCCAUGAGCUACGCCUGGAGGGGGCUGAAGGAGCAGCUUGGUGAGGAAGUAGACCGCAAGAUAUCUGCAAUGCGUUUCCUCAAGGGGAAGAUGGGGGUGUGCUUCGAUAUCCCCAUGGAUGAGCUGAGUCACAUACAGGAGCAGUGGCGGGACACGCGGCGCUGGCAGCUGGCGGUGGCCAAGGAGCUGCCCGAGCUGGAGGAGCAGCCGCAGGACGCGAGCCGCGGGCCGCCGCGCUUUGGUGGCUUCAAGAAGAACGGCAGGUUCGGCGGCUGGAAGCAGGGCCGGCCGCCCGGCAGGCACCUCGAGUAGCCUUUGCCCUGCGGGACUGACCGUGUUUUUUACCCACAAGUAAAGAAAAGACCCGUUGGACGCUC